This is a messenger RNA of Symbiodinium necroappetens, 2440 nucleotides long. NCBI's taxonomy places the organism in Eukaryota, Dinophyceae, Suessiales, Symbiodiniaceae. The record is from the annotation of a GenBank genome assembly.
GUUUCCCGCGGAACUUUGCGAUUUCAUAGCCUCAGCCAUUGCAGCAGUCGCCCCUUCGGGGAAGGGUGGGAGUCACACUCCUGCUUGCAUGGAUAAGAGCCUGGUACACCCGGUCGUCAGUGUUCCCUUCAUCUUCGAGGCUCGUGAUCGCUACCACUGCACGGAAGCUUGGGAAGGACAUCGCUUGGUCAUGGUAGCCUUCACGGUGCCAGAGUGUGAGAAGCUUGACAAGGACGACGCGGCUUUCGUUGUUGACUUAGGCUUCCACAUCAACGGCAAAGCAGCCGAUGUGGACCCUGCCAUUCCUUUCCGUCCCGAGCUGUGGCAACAACGGAAUUCCGGUCAAUGUCAGCUGGGCGGGAAGCGAAGGUGGACUCCGAGCGCGCGUGGAGCACGGCUUGGCGAAACGGCGCGGCGCUUCGCUCCAGCCAUGCACACCUUGGUGAAAUCAUUUGUACUUCGGGUCAUCCCUGAUGCUGAACGAUCAGCCAUGGAGCUUGUCUUGGGACGAUACACUUCGUCCCCCUUCUCGGAGAAGGACAUGUCACAGCUUCGCCAGCAAUGGGUUAGCCUUUUGGGUGAUAGUCAGGGUUUUGACUUGCUUGAGGUUCCGGAGAGACAGCCUUUCUUCUUGCCAGCCUUGGCGCGCACCGCCGAGCUGCUUGAGGAUCCGGACUGGGAAAUCGUCACGCAAGGCAACGACAACUUUUGCACGGGGGUUCCCUUAGGUUGCGAAGAGGUCUUGCCACAGGUUCCGCAAGUCUUUGACUUUAAGUAUAAGUCUAGGACCCUUGACGAAUCCGAAUACGAUUGGGACAGAUCGAACUAUCAGAGCGCCCGAGAUUUUGAAGCACCUCUACACGAGAAGUUCAGGGAGGAGGAGCGACUCGGGAGAAUGUUUCCGACAACCCUUGGUGCGCUUAAAGAACAGUUCGGCUCUGAACGUAUUCGUAUCGCCAGCCUUGGAGCGAUCGGCAAGCCGGAUGGAGGGGCAAGACCCAUCCAUGACGCCACGCACGGCGUCCAGGUAAACAAUGCCAUCAAAAUAGAAAGCCAGCAGGCCGUGCCAGGACCGGCUGACCUUUCAUACGUUGUCGAGGAGCCCAUCAGGCGGGGAGAGGUUCCCUUCUGUGUGUCUGCAGACGUCACGGCGGCUCACCGCCUGAGCAAGGUUCGUGAGCAAGACUGGCCUUAUCUUGCGUGCCGUGCCGAUGACUCCUCACCCACCAUAUGGGUGAACACAGUGGGCACCUUCGGGGUGUCCUCGGCGUCGUUUUGGUGGUCUAGACUGUUCGGGAUAAUAGGUCGGGUGGUUACGAGGUGUCUGCUGCAAAUCCUCUUCUUUCACUUGGUCUUCGUAGAUGACCUGCGCGCAAACUUCUCAGGCCGAAACCGCUACGUUCACACCUUGAUGUGGCUAGCUUUGUUUGAGAUGAUUGGCACUCCUUUCUCAUACAAGAAAUUCAAGGGAGGAUUCCGGGUUCAGUUCAUUGGCUAUGAGCUGGACUAUAAAUCCAGGACGAUGGGCAUUUCGGCCUCCAGAGAGAAAUACGUGAUUGAGUGGAUUCAGAACGCACGCCGCCAGAAGUUUGUAGUCUUGACACGUGAUUUUGCGGAAUUUCUAGGACGCCUCGGAUUUGUAGCUAGGACCUUGCAUUGGCUUAAACCCCACUUGGGUCCAUUGUAUGCGUGGUCAGCUGCGACAGCCAAGGGAACGGCCGCCACGCUCCCGCUGACUGUCAUCUUGACCUUAGAAUACAUUUCCAAAAUCCUUCAGCGAGAAAAUUUUCAUAUCAGUGUCAGGCGCGUGCAGCUGCAAAGCGAACCUUCGUUCCACACAGAUGCGAAGUGUGCCGAUGGAUUUGUGGUUAUAGGUGGGUGGGAUAGUUUGGGUAAGUCACCUAAGGAGGCCCGAUGGUUUUCGUUAAAGAUUUACCCCACUGAUGCCCCGUACUUGUUUGAUGCAAAGCAGAAGUCCCAGUGGGCCUCUGCCUCAGCUGAGUUACUGGGCACCCUUGCAGCCCUCCACUGCUUCGGUCACCUGAAACCCUUGAGUGCCCCGAGGAGGCUCUUCGUCAACGUCGUCGCGGCGACGGACAAUCGAGGAAACGAGGCCUUGAGAAAGAAACUUUCCACUACGAAGUGGCCGCUAAUGCUUGUCAACAUGCAGCUUUCAGAUUUGAUCAUGCAGGCAGGUCUUACCCUGUCCCUUCGGUGGAAGCCCAGAGAUGAGAACGCACUUGCCGACUCACUGACGAAUGAAGUCUUCAGUUCCUUUUCAGAGAAUCUCAGAGUCCCUCUCAGUUUCAGCGACCUUCCUUUAAGGAUGCUGUCAGAUCUUUGGGAGACUAAGUGUCAGUUUGAGGCUGCACGUGCCAAGGCUCGUGCUGAGCCCGUCUCGCUUCGCAAGCGGAGGCGAAAGGAGAAGACUCCGUGGUGA